AUGAGCUCCGAAAAGCUCGAAGAAAAGCUCGAUAAGAUGUCGAAGCUGCUGGCAACAUUGACGGAUCAGAACAAGGAGUGUAAAGAAGCUCUCGAAAAGUGCCUUGAAAUGUCCAAUAAAAGUUUGGAUGAGAAACUCGUGAAACUCAAGGGUAACAAUGAACGAACCAAAGAGCAGAUGAAGAUGCUGUUUGGCGAAGAAAAGAACGUCGAGGAACAGUUUAUGCCAUAUGCGUGGAGUAAAUGUCUGCAAGAUGAGGAAAUACACCUCCGAGACAAGGAAAGGGGGGAGUUUGGGGUCAAGGUAAACGAGCUUGACCGGGCAAUGCGGAAGAGCGAUGAUCUUAUCAAGAGCAUUGAAGAGGCUAGUCGUAAGAAGUCAGCCGGAUCCGAGGCAGAAUAG
Molecule: messenger RNA, 402 nt
Organism: Clonostachys byssicola
Lineage: Eukaryota; Fungi; Ascomycota; Sordariomycetes; Hypocreales; Bionectriaceae
Source: the annotation of a GenBank genome assembly